Molecule: messenger RNA, 993 nt
Organism: Penicillium angulare
Lineage: Eukaryota; Fungi; Ascomycota; Eurotiomycetes; Eurotiales; Aspergillaceae
Product: SIR2 family NAD-dependent protein deacylase
Exons: 2
Coding region: 1-993 (330 amino acids)
Molecular function (GO): protein-malonyllysine demalonylase activity; NAD+ binding; protein-succinyllysine desuccinylase activity
Source: RefSeq, a predicted model, not a curated record
AUGGGACAAGACGCGAAACCGGCGGUCACCCCGCCGGUUAUCCCUACCGCGGAUUUAGAGUCGUUUGCCAAACAUCUCAAACGUUCCACCCGAAUCUUAGCUUUACUGGGAGCUGGUAUCUCUGCAUCCUCGGGGCUCCCCACCUUCCGAGGUGCUGGUGGAUUUUGGCGUUCAUAUGAUGCUACGGCUUUGGCCACUCCCGAGGCCUUUGAAGAGAACCCGGGCCUAGUGUGGCAAUUCUAUAGCUACCGCCGACACAUGGCUUUGCAGGCCAAGCCCAAUAAAGCACACUACGCCCUCGCCGAACUGUCACGAAUAAACAAGGAAUUCAUCACGAUAUCUCAAAAUGUGGACGGCUUAUCACCAAGGGCAGGACAUCCAGUCAAUAAGCUCCAUCUACUCCAUGGAUCAUUGUUUAAUGUUAAAUGCACCAAUUUUACUUGCGACUAUGUUGGCAAAGACGAUUUCACUGACCCUAUAGUCCCUGCCCUGGACAUUCCCAAGACGGGCAUCAAGUUGCCUUCUGCAACCGAUAACGAUAGUAAGACAGCAGCAGCAGCACAAACGGCAGUACCAGGAUCAGAACCAGAUGACUCAAAAUCAUCAACUGAAGUCGACAUUUCCAAUGCAGAAGUGCCCAUUCCGAAACUAGAACCUGCCGACCUACCCAAAUGCCCUGAAUGCGGCGGUCUUCUUCGACCAGGGGUCGUUUGGUUUGGCGAGCCUCUUCCUACUGUUACUAUGGAUACGGCCGAUGCAUGGGUAGCGAAGGAGAAAGUAGAUCUCAUGUUGGUCAUCGGUACUAGUUCCCAGGUCUAUCCGGCUGCAGGCUAUAUUCAUACAGCUCGGGCUGGUGGUGCCCGAAUCGCGGUUAUCAACAUGGACGAGAAUGAUCUAUCUGGUCGGAACUUACGAAAAGGUGAUUGGUUUUUCAAAGGGGAUGCUGCGACUAUUGUCCCGGAGAUUCUGAAGAGUGUUAUCGGAGAGAUUUGA